This is a messenger RNA of Nicotiana tabacum (common tobacco), 1646 nucleotides long. The record is from RefSeq and is a predicted model, not a curated record. Lineage: Eukaryota; Viridiplantae; Streptophyta; Magnoliopsida; Solanales; Solanaceae.
GUUUUUAUAUGUGAUCUGUAGGAGGAAUAUGAUACCCAUGAUCCAAAAGGUCAUAGUGCCAUGGUACUUCCAUUUCUUAAGAAAAGGUCAAAGAUAAUUGAGAUAGUUGCUGCACGUGAUAUUGUUUUUGCCCUUGCACAAUCUGGUGUCUGUGCAGCAUUUAGCCGAGAAACAAACCGGAGGAUAUGCUUUUUGAAUGUCAGUCCAGACGAAGUCAUACGGAGCUUGUUUUACAAUAAAAACAAUGACUCCUUAAUCACUGUUUCGGUCUAUGCUUCAGAUAAUUUCAGUUCCUUAAAAUGCAGAACGACAAGGAUUGAAUACAUAAGGAGGGGUAAACCAGAUGCGGGAUUUGCUCUAUUUGAGUCGGAAUCAUUAAAAUGGCCUGGUUUUGUGGAGUUUGAUGAUGUAAAUGGGAAAGUACUUACUUACUCUGCCCAGGAUAGCAUAUACAAGGUGUUUGACCUGAAGAAUUAUACGAUGUUAUACUCGAUCCCGGACAAAAAUGUCGAAGAGAUUAAAAUCAGUCCAGGAAUCAUGUUGCUAAUAUUUACCAAAGCUAGCGGCCAUGUUCCUUUAAAGAUUCUCUCGAUUGAGGAUGGUACUGUUCUUAAAUCUUUCAACCAUCUGCUCCACCGAAAUAAGAAGGUGGAUUUCAUUGAACAGUUCAAUGAAAAGCUUCUUGUCAAACAAGAGAAUGAAAAUCUUCAGAUUCUUGAUGUACGCAAUUUCGAGUUGACAGAAGUUAGCAGAGCUGAAUUCAUGACCCCAUCAGCAUUCAUAUUUCUGUACGAGAAUCAAUUAUUCUUGACAUUCAGAAACAGAACAGUAGCUGUUUGGAAUUUCCGCGGGGAGCUUGUGACUUCAUUUGAGGAUCACCUAUUAUGGCAUCCUGACUGCAAUACAAACAACAUUUACAUUACUAGUGAUCAGGACCUUAUUAUUUCAUAUUGCAAAGCUGAUUCUGAUGAAUCCUUAUCAGAAGGAACAGCUGGAUCGAUCAAUAUCAGCAACAUUUUGACAGGCAAAUGCCUUGCUAAAAUAAAAGCAACUGACAGCCUUAGCUCAGAUGAUUGUAGUUGCAGUCCCAGUUGCAAUGAGCAUGGUGGUAGAAGUUGCAACUCUAAGAAGCGUAUCCGAGCUUCCAGAAUUGGUAGCACGGUUGCAGAAGCCCUGGAAGAUAUCACUGCCCUUUUCUAUGAUGAAGAGCAUAAUGAAAUCUAUACUGGAAACAGUCUUGGGCUGGUCCAUGUAUGGUCUAACUGAAGGUUGACUGAUCCUCUUGCUCUCCGACAUGUUUAGGAAACGCAAACACGCCACGGGGAGAAUUGUACAAUUAGAAUGCCAUCUAUUUUUCUUUUUCUUGUUUUGAAAAAAUGUCUCAUCUUGUUACCCCCAAAUAUAGGGAGAUAGUUUGAUUUGUGACAUCGAUUUACUUUAUAGUGCAUGUCUGUUAAUAAUUUGGUUUCCAGGAUGAUAUUCCUUUUCAACUAGAGAGUUGAUAAUUCCUAGUGUUCUAGUGCUUCUUUAACUACUGAGUUGUACGCAUUAACAAGCUUAGUCAAUGGGUGAGAGCAUAUUAUACUGUUAAACUGAUUUUGCUUGUGGCACCUUUAAAUGAAUAAUUCAGCUAUUUGUCCUUGCCA